Messenger RNA from Misgurnus anguillicaudatus (oriental weatherfish), 2036 nucleotides. Lineage: Eukaryota; Metazoa; Chordata; Actinopteri; Cypriniformes; Cobitidae. The record is from RefSeq and is a predicted model, not a curated record.
AUACUCCUAAUUUAUAAUCUCAUUUUAGUUAAGCGGCACGAGUGAGGUUGAAUACCCUGUUUUAAAUGCUAAGGUGCAAGACUAGUCUUGAAUAUUUCACUCCAAAAUGGGCCAGUAUUGUCACUUAAAGUCUUCUACUUGACCUCUCAGCAUAAGGAUCCCUGUGAAAUUAAUUACAAUUAAUUAAUGUUUAGAAUUUAGAAGUGGGUAUAUACCCCAUGCCAAUAUUCAAUAUUCAAAAUUGUUGCUUUGUAUCACGUAAAAGCAGUUUUGGUUAGAUUAUCACAGCUGCUGAGAAAUUAUUCCUGUCUGUUUUGUUUUUGAUGACUGUUGCUGCGAGUUUUUAGUACUGGAAAAGUUGCGCACAUGUCAUGACGUUAUAUAUCCAAAAGGUGUCAGUACAUAAACGUGUCGGUCGUGACUCGUGUAGCCAUAACUUUGCAAAGAAGCUCGAGUUCCUGUCACUGAUAUCAUAACGGUAACGUUAUGGUUAUGAUAAAAACGAGUUUCUGUACUACAUCAUGUCUUCACCAUUAACGGUGAAAUAAUUGCAGUAUAUCAUGGAGGAAGAAACCAAUCUGAUCAAGCCAAGUGUUUGUCAGAUAGAAAAUGAGGAAAUGAAUCUGUUUGGGAAGAGAGACGAGGAGGUUACUGCUUCUAAAAUCAAUCUUUAUGGAGAAAGAGAUGAUGAAAUUGAUCUUCAUCACACCCAGAGACCACCAUCUCCAGUUUUAAGCUUUGUGUCUAUGAAGAGUGACAGAUCAAUGGUUGAACCUCUUAAAUUCAGUGAUGAAGCAGAACCCUUUAACCUCAGAGAGGUAGACAGUGCAGCAUCUCCACAACCAAGCUGUGUGUCAUUAAAGAGCGACAGAUCCAUGGUUGAACCUCUUAAAUUCAGUGUUAAAACCGAAUGCUUGCACCCUAGUAUUUUAGAGAGAGAAAUAGACAGUGCAACAUCCCCACAACCAAGCUGUGUGUCAUUAAAGAGCGACAGAUCCAUGGUUGAACCUCUUAAAUUCAGUGUUAAAGCAGAAUCCUCACACCCCAGUAUUUUAGAGAGAGAGGUAGACAGUGCAGCAUCUCCACAACCAAGCUGUGUGUCAUUAAAGAGCGACAGAUCCAUGGUUGAACCUCUUAAAUUCAGUGUUAAAGCAGAAUCCUCACACCCCAGUAUUUUAGAGAGAGAAAUAGACAGUGCAACAUCCCCACAACCAAGCUGUGUGUCAUUAAAGAGCGACAGAUCCAUGGUUGAACCUCUUAAAUUCUGUGUUAAAGCAGAAUCCUCACACCCCAGUAUUUUAGAGAGGGAGGUAGACAGAGCAGCAUCUCCACAACCAAGCUGUGUGUCAUUAAAGAGCGACAGAUCCAUGGUUGAACCUCUUAAAUUCAGUGUUAAAGCAGAAUCCUCACACCCCAGUAUUUUAGAGAGAGAGGUAGACAGUGCAGCAUCUCCACAACCAAGCUGUGUGUCAUUAAAGAGCGACAGAUCCAUGGUUGAACCUCUUAAAUUCAGUGUUAAAGCAGAAUCCUCACACCCCAGUAUUUUAGAGAGAGAGGUAGACAGGGCAGCAUCUCCACAACCAAGUUGUGUGUCAUUAAAGAGCGAUAGAUCCAUGGUUGAACCUCUUAAAUUCAGUGUUAAAGCAGAAUCCUCACACCCCAGUAUUUUAGAGAGAGAGGUAGACAGUGCAGCAUCUCCACAACCAAGCUGUGUGUCAUUAAAGAGCGACAGAUCCAUGGUUGAACCUCUUAAAUUCUGUGUUAAAGCAGAAUCCUCACACCCCAGUAUUUUAGAGAGAGAGGUAGACAGAGCAGCAUCUCCACAACCAAGCUGUGUGUCAUUAAAGAGCGACAGAUCCAUGGUUGAACCUCUUAAAUUCAGUGUUAAAGCAGAAUCCUCACACCCCAGUAUUUUAGAGAGAGAGGUAGACAGAGCAGCAUCUCCACAACCAAGCUGUGUGUCAUUAAAGAGCGACAGAUCCAUGGUUGAACCUCUUAAAUUCAGUGUUAAAGCAGAAUCCUCACACCCCAGGUGA